Messenger RNA from Trypanosoma rangeli, 1599 nucleotides. RefSeq lists its product as uncharacterized. The record is from RefSeq and is a predicted model, not a curated record. NCBI's taxonomy places the organism in Eukaryota, Euglenozoa, Kinetoplastea, Trypanosomatida, Trypanosomatidae. The transcript has a single exon. The coding region runs from base 1 to 1599 and encodes 532 amino acids.
AUGACAGACGCGGCAGCUCAGGAGGAAGAAAUGCAUGCUGGCCGUGAUGGCGAGCAGCAGCAGCCGCCGCCCACCGGGGGACGUCCGCCGCCACCGUCGCCACCGCCGUCGCCGCCGCCGUCUCUGCCGCCGUCGCCGCCGGGAACCAACCGGAACAUUUACGGAGGGCACAAACGCAUUGGGGGGAGGCCGGCAGAGGCGCUGCGGAGUCACUCAGCGUCGUUGUCGGUUGGCGUUCCGCGACUCUUGUUGAUACCAAAGAAUGGCAAGGGGGCUGUGUUGGAGAGACUGAAGGUAAGGGCCGCCUCGGAAAGGGCUCAGGGGAAUGGAUUGGGCGAGGCGUUGGCGCUACCGCAACGGCAACACCCUCGUAGGGGCUCGGCAAAGCGUGGGAGUGGUCCUUACUGCUGUCAGAAACCUGGAGCCUACGGAAAGCUUAUUCGUGAGACGGCGAGGGAGCUUGCGAUGCGGCCCCUCAGCUGCCGACAAACGCCUGAGAUCGCGUCGCAGUCUAAUUCUCCGCAAAAGAAGGAUAGCAACCACCCACGAACGAAAUGCUCUUCUACGCCUUGCCCCGAUCCUCCUGCCGCCAUUCCGUCUUCGGUCUCCGCGGGAGGCAGUGCAUCGCGCGAACGCCGUCAACGCAAUGUGGCCGUGAUCAGAGGUAACUCCGAGGAAGGUAGUAAAACCGCGGCGACGGGAAGCCUUAACUGGGAGCUGCUAUCCUCGUCUUCCUGCGGUCUUCGUCGCGUGGUGCGGCAGCCGGGUCCCCUUGUUUGUGGCAGGGAGCGGGCCUCUGUCCCAGCCAUCGAGCACAGGAGACGGAGUGCGGGUCGUGGUCGUUUGAUAGUCUUUCAUGACGUAUUUUGGAAGCGUGAACGCAAGAGCCGGUGGCCGCUGCCAAAUGGGGAGGGGAUGGGCGCCACAUUGGCGUGCGUCCCGCAGCUGGUGUCUAAGGCACCGGAGCUGCCUGCGGCGCUUGAGCUCGCCCUUGUUGAUCACUACCUCGGGGUGCUCCUGACGUGCCCACAGGCAGAGGUGGAACGCGUCGUCGCAGCGCUUGCGCCGCUGGAGCCCGCUGAGGUGGUGCGGCAUCUGCGGCAGACGUGUGGCAGUUGCCGUCACUUCAGCAUGCGGCUAUCUGUGUCAGGCCGAGCAAAGCAGCGACCGAGCACCGCGCGGGAGGAGUGGGUGAUGAAGCACCGGCGUCAUGGACUCGGAAGUACCCUCGCUCUUCUUCAAAGCCCUGCCACGGCGAGUGAUGCAAACGCGUCUGCCAACCCUGUCCCAAGUGAGAUGCAGCACUUUUUGAAGCGCUUCUCGCGGGAGGUGUGCAUGACGUUUAUGGAUGAGUCGUGCUCCGCGUGUGCGCGGCGGCGGGAGCGCGCAAGGGCGGAUCAGCCGCAAGAGGCCAAAACGCGGGGUGUACCAAUCCCAGCAAACGUCUUGAACUUUCUCUACACGCAGGUUGUGCAGCAGCUGCUCUUCCAGAUUCUUGGGUGGAACGAAAAGGAGGCCGCGCGGGUGGUGCCGGCGGUGGUGCGGCAAAUAAACCAAUACCUCUCCUCGUCACGUCACAGUGUGACUCUGCAGAUGUGA